AUGCUGGAUAAGCAAAUGCUGCUUAAACUGGCAGUCAAUUUACUUCGGACCGUGAACGAUCUUGCCGAGUACGCGGUAAGAAAUUCAGCAUGCAGCUGCGAUAACUGUCUAAAUAUGCGCCUCCCACCCUCUUACAAGUAUGUGUUUUGAGCAUUAAGGAGGCCAUGUAGCCUUCUUUGCCUGUCAUAAUUUGUUAAAUUUAGACGAAUGACACUUGCCGAUCUGUCCUCUUCGCUGAAUAUAAACACGUUUUAUCAAAUCUUAGGGAGCUGUUCUGGCCUUGAACCCACAAAGGCGAUUACCCUGUGACUGACCGUUGAUUGGCUGUUUCCGUUUCCCUCUCCUCCUUGGUUAAGUUUUCAGAUUUUUACUGGCUUGUACUUGUCUGAGUGGACGACCGACUUGCAGAACGUAGAUAAAACAGAAAUUCUAAUUUCCAUAUUGCUAGCCGGAGAAGUCGGUGAACGUUCCUCCUGUAUGACGUUAAAUAAUCCCGAUCCAAUUAGACAGUACAUUGACCCGUGUUUGAAGGUCUUGGAUGCUUCAGUCUUCUACAGAGUAACGAAAUAAUUUGAGAUCACGUUCUAGUUUAGUUUGGCUAGCGGUGACAGAUAAAGCAGAAAUGAUCAAUUCAGCAUGCUCUGUCUGUUUCGGUAACGUCUUUCGCUAAACAAGCGAUAAUCUUUUGGCGGUACUAACCUAAGUGGCGUAGACUAACUGCACGCAAGUCAAGCGUAUCCUGCAUGACAGUACAAAGCUAGGGCUUAACAGGCAGAAAAAUAGUUAAGCACAAAUCAACCAGAUACAUUGCGUGACCGAUCUCAUGAAAUUUUGGCCGAAAUUCUCAAAUGUGUUUUCGAUUAGGAAGGAUUACUUAGGCGCGGUUGUAAUACUGAUUAGCAGGCAGCAUAAUCAUAUACCAUUUCGGAUUCAGCAGGAUGUCAGCUUUUGAAUGCGCUCCUUUUUGGCUUUCUGCAGAAAUCGCGCUCUGCAAAAAAUGACUACUUAUGUAGCAUACAUUUUUCGUAUCGAUUUUCGGUGGUCUUACAAAUUCAAAUAUAUUUUAUAGAAAACGUGCACAAAAAUAUGCCUUCUUUAACUCAUUCGGUAGAAAAUGAUAUCGUCCUUAUAUUUUAUGCCCGAAAAUGGUGUAUAUUUAUAUUUAAAAAAACGUUUUCCAAUUCCCGAAUAAUUUGGAGCCAGAUUUGCCAUUGCUUUAGCGUAUAGCGAUUUAGUUUACAAGGUGCAUGCUUUCCGCGUAAGGUAAAUCAUACAUUCCUCAAUGUCUUUAAGAAGAUACCCAAGAGUUUAUAAAAUUUUCUAAUGGAUCCUGACUGUGUUGUACACUUCAAGAGAGGUCUUGGUAAACGGAUAUGUACGAUUUUGUAUAUAUGAGCAUAGCACGGUAUUGAAAAUCUCAUAAUUGAAAACUUUUUUAAAAUUUAAAUAUACACCAUCUUCGGGCAUAAAAUAUGAAGACAGUAUCACUUUCUACCAAAUGAGUUAAAGAAGGCAUAUUUUUAUGCACGUUUUCUAUAAAAUAUAUUUGAAUUUGUAAGACCACCGAAAAUCGAUACGAAAAAUGUAUGCUACAUAAGUAGUCAUUUUUUGCAGAGCGCGAUUUCUGCAGAAGGUCAAAAAGGAGCGCAUUCAAAAGCUGACAUCCUGCUGAAUCCGAAAUAGUAAAGGAUUAUGCUGCCUGCUAAUCAGUAUUACAACCGCGCCUAAGUAAUCCUUCCUAAUCGAAAACACAUUUGAGAAUUUCGGCCAGCAUUUCAUGAGAUCGGUCACGCACUGUAUCACCAAUGUACUGUUGAAAGUGGCAGAAGUGUAUGAGAAGUUGGGCGAGCUGUCAUAUCCGGUGGUUGUGGUGGUGGUGCAGGAGAAAGCAAGUCAGGUGGGAGGUGUGGAGUUGGACCUUAUAAUAAUUCAUCUGCAAUGCAACCAAUGACAACCAGAGCUAGUGGACCAGGAUAUAAGAUCUAGGUGCACACGGUUAGAAUAAAUGUUAGAGGGUGUGAAAGUGCCAACGGUGUCCAAAAUAUGUUAUGCGGGUCUUCAUGAUGGAAGAGUUUUUGAAAGGCCCUAAAUACGUUUUGCCACAUAAUUGAAAAAAAGAGGAGAGUUGUUUCUGUUGGAUAAAGCACGGGGAUACCAGGCAUUGAAAUAAUUCCAUCAACAUUGAAAAGGGGAAAAAAUAAAACGGCUCGGACACACCUUACUCAAAUUCCUCGUUUUUGGCCGGAGCGUCAGAACAGCCGAGUUCUGGAAUAGCACCUCUUGGGCACUGUCACUGGAUAUGUGAGACCAGGCAGGGGGCUAGAAUUCUAUCUUAUUUCGGUGCGAGGCAGUCUCCACACGGCCGACAGUGGCUACCAGUUGGUGACCUAACAUAGGAAAUAUGUGUAAGUUAACGAAACACAAACAAACUGGAACUAGUCCAGACGUAUUUACCAAAAGAACAAACUAAUAAUGAACGAUCUCCAGUUAAAUCCUGCAUUUAGAGGCAAAUUGCAGCGGUUCCCUCUCCACUAAGUCUUAAUGCCACUCGCAAUAGCGUAAAGUCCUCAUCCCCAUCACAACGAGCCCUGACAAGCGUGAAGUGGUGGAACAGCAGGCGAGUGGCACGCGUAGAGAAACCGUGCAGUUUUGUCAGACACGACGCUUAUUUUGAAAUCAGAGUGUAGGGAGGAUGAGGUGUAUCUGACGAACGCCUCCCUUAGUCUAAGUAAUUUUACGAGCGAAUCAGCGCCGCGUCCAGUUCGGAGGACAGCGUUGGACCAAAUCGUUUAUUAUUGGCAAACUAUCAAUAUUUUUUUCGUUUUUGCCAGCAUGUUACGCGACAAGUGUUUGUUAUUACCGUCUGUAACUGAUAUUCUUAGAAAACCGUCAAAAAGAGGGAAAUCGCACAACCCGAAUAUUUUUUUGAGCAGAGGAAGACAGUAGACAACUCCUCGUGACUUAUUGUUGGAUGUAUAGCCCAAAGCUCAUGGUGCCGGCGACUGUGUGCUUCGAAUAUUAACCUAUACUCUCCCUUUCCUGACUCCUAAGGUCGGCCUACUCGAUUCUAACUGACGCUUCUGAAUGGAGUAUUAAGCAUGUCUGGAUAGAGGGAUGCUAACUGCGAUAUGCUUCCAAUAUACACCAGAUGCUCUCUGUCAUUAAAUGUUAACCGCAAAUCUCAAGUGCAUUUUCGACUUGAAAAGAUUACUUUAAUAGGAUUUUCGUGUUGAUUGCCUUGUUGCAUUAUGCCGAGGUCAUCGAGUCACGUCAAGAUUUCGGCAUUCGAACGAGAUUCUUAUCGGCCGCGAAUCUAAGUUACAUUCCGUAAAAAAGACUACUUAUGUAGUAUGAACUUUUACAAGUGAUUCAUAAUGCCCUUAUAAAUUCAGAUACAUAUUUUACAGGGAACAUGCACAACAACGUUUUUACUUGUUUGGUAGCAAAUUACGUCUGACGAUGGCUAAUAAGUCGGAAAUGGCCUUUCCAGUCUCCCUUGUCUUUGUCGGUAGUGCUGUUCUGCCUUUAUCAGGCGCCGCUGUGCGGCUGCUGGAGAGGCUCAAGAGAGAGAGAGAGAGUCCCAAGAUACAAUGGGACAAGUGCCGUAGUGCGAUCGGUGAGCGCCUACUCUACCAAAAUUAAGUUUUCUUUAGAUUCUAGACUGAAAGAGAAAGUAUCUUCCGGAAUUUAAAGAGUCUUUUAGUGUGUUAUUUUUCAAAAGCAAGAAGUAUUCAAUCACACAUGAUCGCAUCAGCGCAUUUAAUAAUGUUGCCUAUAAAGUGGACAACAUAAUCCACAUUAAUUACAAAAUUAUAUGAACCGUAUCUGACCUGUUCUUAGUGGCGUAUAGUGAGGCAGGACUUUCUUUACACAGAAGUCAUGUCGCUUGUAGUUUAGAAACCCUGAAUGCAAGCCUAACGACAGGUCGAGUUAAAGAUUAUACGGAAAAUGAGAAGGUUUUUUAAAACCGAGAUAUACUCUUCCUUUAAGCAUAACAUUUAAAGAUGUAAUUUGCUACCAGUAAACAUAUUUUUGCACAUGUUUUUGUAAGGUAUAUUCGAAUGCAUAAGUACAUCGAAAAUGAAUCAGAAAAAAUUCGAACUACAUGUGUAGUCAUUUUUCGCAGGAUGUAGUGUAUACAGAAGAUCCAUAAAAAGCUCGUUCGAAAACUGGCAUCUUGAUUUGACUUGAAUAUUUUCGCAUCAUAUGACAUGAUAAUUAAUAUGACAACUCUACUUAAGUAAUUUUUUGAGUUGGAAAACAUUUUAGAAUUAACAUCAACAUUCCAUGAAAUUGCGUAUCUACUGCUAUUAGCAAUUUUGGUAAGUAAACACAUGAAAAAUUAAGGGAACCGGGAAAGGCCUACUAAAACGCCGUUUUCAGUCAAACCGAAGUCAUUGAUCAUAUAAUAACAUCCGGUUCGUGAUAAACGCAACUAUUGCUCUUGUUAUUUCUUGUGCGAUUCAUACAAGCAUGCUGUAAUCGUUGCCUAGACGGCGGUUUCUACGCAAUCCAAGAGACGUCGACAAGUCUUAACGAGGUAGGAUUGGACUUUGUCCGUUGAACAUUCUCACCCAAGCAGGUUCAGAUGUCUUGGCGAGGACAAUGAGGAGCAGUCAGCUCAGCAAUGGCGAGACUCUUUAGAGGGAACAACAGUGGAUUUGGGGGAUUUAGCAAAAUAGCCAUGGGUCCAGUGAGCAGUUAUCGUUUAAAGGAUUUGUUUGUCUUUUUAGAAAACGCCCUUAACUGCCUUCUUUCCUGUGCUGACAUUGGUGUUUCGAUCUCAACGCUUGAAUCCAGUUCAUUUAUUCUCUGACCGACGUUUUGAGCGGACGCUUGAACGUCAGCUAUUCAACUUGCUCUUUUUGCCGCAUUGCCCUCUCCUAGCCCUGCACUACCAGAAAGCAAUACACCUCUCAAAAUGUCAGUUUGCACAUAACGAAGCAUUCACCUUUUCCUUGUCUCUUUUAGGACAUUAAGAAGCUGUGUGAAGUUAGAGAAAUGACCAUAGGUGCCGCAGCAACCCUGGAGAAUUUUACCAUCUCAUCUCCCGAAGGGGAUCUUCCUACAUUUGAGAAUUAUAGACUGGCCGAAAAUUUCGAAACCGUAAGUUGCUACAAAUGACUUGUGGAGGUCCACACUCUUACUCACCACCGCUUUGUACCGCUGCUUUGCUGUAUGUCUCAUGCCCCCUCCCCCCAAUUACAUUCGUUGCUGGGACCGCGAGAGGCUUGCCACAGGCCUCGCGGGAACCCGAAUCCGAUCAACGCCACUCCCUCGCUGAUUUGAUAGCGCGCACUAAGAAAGAACGUUGGCUCAAACACAUGCUGGGGGACCAAUAAAAACUUUCUCGAUUUAUGUUUUGUAUUUGGAGCACAUCGGGGUCACCAGCGGUCAAAGUGGUAUAGCCAAUAGCGCGAAUGUCCCCAAUUCAAAAAAACCGGGAGGAUGACUUGGGUUGGAUAACCUUUGCUGGGGAGAAAGUGCGUACAAAAGGCUCCGAGAGCAGUUAUCGCAGGCAGUCUCUACGGGCCCGUCGUUUAUCCUGUGCUCGCCGUUGAGGUUAUUAGCUCUCAGCGCGUGUGUGCGCCUUCCGCUCUUUCUCAGUUAAUGUUUGUCGGCCAAUCAGAAUGGGGCAGCAUCGAUUGGUUUAGAGCUCUCGCAAGGAUAGCGAUAGGCCUCGCGCGAUCUUAGCAACGACUCGACAAGAAGUAUGUGGCUAAAGAAAAACAGCGGGACAAGGCGGCAGCGAUCAAGGGAGUGAGCAGCCACAAUCAUUACUUAGAUCGUUUACUCGUUUCGCAGGUCUGACCAAUUUGCUUCCACGAAUGCUUGCAAAAUUCACAAAGUGCUUGUGUACACUGCGUUAUUCCGCAGUGAUAGAAUCCUCUUGGUUUCACAGAAGCAUUUGUUCGUAUAUCUGUGAGGGUCCCAGUAGCGAAAAGGAACUAUGUUUUCUUGCCCCGGCUGGCGUUCACUGACCACAUAUGUAUUCUAACUAGAAAAAUUUUGCUAGUGCAUCGCUGCCUUAAUUGUCCUUUAGGAACCCAUGAUGGUAUUAUUUAAAAACCACCACAGGACUAAUAAACCAAAACAAAAACAUACCGGUUAAAUUAACUGUCUAGAGAAGUCGUGUGCAAAAUAUUAUCACGGAAACUGAGUGACGCUCAGUGAAAAUAACGGAAGUUCUUCUGAAGACGAAGACGUGAUCAUUGGAACAAGAAACUUAUCGGCCUGACGUUUCGGGUUCUCACUCGAACCCAUCAUCAGAGACAGUCACUGAUAAGGGAAAUGGUGACACUAGGAGUGCAGUAUUUUUAACACGUGGAUGCCCUGGGACCAUAUGCGCACUGUAAUUAACAGCUCUCGCAAUCACCGCUGAAGUCGUAAUUGAUGCGAUGGUGGCUUUUCGGUCCGCGUUCGAGUCGUUAAUUGCCAUGAUUUCGUAAUCUGUGUUGGAUGCUGGUGUGACGAUUGCUCGGCAUAUUGGCCCACUGUCACUGGGAUAAUAGCUCGCCCGCGCCCUCCCCACGUGACUGACUCCCGUUCCUAGGGAGCAUCUCAGCGCAGAAUACGGAAACGGGAGGUUUUUUUGCUUGUUGAUGGAUUGCUGGCCUGAGAACCAUGACUUGAGCAGUUCACGGCUCACCUCUUGCGAGGAUUUCGGCCUCUCUAGAUUUAAAAAUAUGGCCGGGUCCCAUCAAAUAAGCCGCCACCCGAUAGCUAGCGUCUCUCCGCCUCAGUGCUGCUGCGUGCUCAGCAAUUUGCGUCCCAGUUUUUCCAGCGUAGUUGCUUUAUCCGCAACUGAACCAGAUCCGGUAAACGAACUCUGACGUCUCCUGUCGCUUCAGUGGGUCUUUCGGCCUCAUGAAUUGGCACCUGAUGGUUGCUUCCAGCCCACUUUGGCCCACUUUCAUGGUCCGCCAGAGCUCCACAAACGGCAUGUUGUACCGCUACUAAUUGCUGCCUUAAAAGGCAACCCUACGUAGAAUCUGACAAAAUGACCUUUCUUAAAUGGGAAGUUUCUCCGACGCAAUUCGGUGACCUAAGCAUGGUUAGCUUCCUAAUUUCUUUAAGAACUCAGGGGUUUAGAUAUUCUGUCGGAUGAAACGGUGUGCUCUUCCGUGGUGGCGUCUUUUUUUGCAUUCUUCACACCGAAUCUGGCGCACAAGGUAUUGCAGGUUGCAUACGACGUGAAACCAGUCCUGCUCAACAUUCAGCACCUCAUAAUUCCGUUUGGAGUUUGCAGUUUUUUCUCCUGAGCCCUCAAAACCACAAAAACCAACAUCAACUAUAUUUUUAUCCCUUAAGCUCAGGAGUUUUUUUCACUGCCGGUCGGAUUUAUGUUUAAUCGCUCCCCUUGAUAAUGCCUGUAAACUGGCAUUAAAUAAAAAUUUAUUUAUUUAUUUAAAUUCGCACAUCACCUUUGCAAAAAAGACCUUUUAACAAACCAAAAAAACUGUCAUGGGCCCCCAAUCUCCGGUAAGCAACAACUGCAUUCAUCCAGCAGGAGUCAGUCUUUGGGCGCCGUUGCGUUGACGACACCUUAAUUAUCGGCAAGAAGAGCAUGCUGUAAAAUUUCCAUUAUCUAAUCAAGCUAAUCUUCCCGGAUAAAAAAGGUUCACCAGAAGAGAAUUAAAUAAGUGGUCACUACCCUUUAUUUAUGUUUCCCUCAGGUGAGCUCCCAAAAACGAAAAAGGAGAAUUGUUUACGGAAAAUCCAUAAACACUGCCAAAAUCCUAGUUGCCAACGCAACAAUCCGGUGUCUUACAAGGCAAACUGUGAGAACACUCAACAAACAGAUCCAGCCUCAUUGCAGAAACCCUGAAGAAAUUGCAUGCUGAGUCCCAUAUUUCAGUGGUCAAUUUAUGCCAAAUGACUAUCCGAAAAAAAUAUCUACGAGUCUGCCCUCGAAAGGCUCAGCCGACAGCACCGUAAUUGAUAUGACACUCGGCAAAAGCCUUAAAGAUGUUUUAGAUGCGACCGAGCGCACUACUGCAGAACUGGGCAUUGAAAUUUUACGCCCACCCAAGACAACCAUGACAAUCGAGGACCGAUUACAUCUCUAAGAGCUGUUGAAUGUAAUGUAUCGCACCCGGAGUCGCAAUUGUCUUAAAGUUACUCUGGUCAAAAUAAAGGCAUGCCCGGAGCGCACACAAACGACGGGAUGACAAAUAAUCAUGGGUGGCUGCCUACAACAUUAAAAAGGGUCAUGAGUUUAUCUUUAGAUCCCCCAAAAUAAUCGCACACACCGGAAGCGAAACAAGCCGAUAAUUCAUUAAAAUCUCAGUCAGUCGAUGUAUUGAUCUAGCGCAAGCAUACGUAGUCAUGCGCUGUCACCUCCAGACCUGCGCAAAUGAUAACUGAUCGGUUAAUACCAUCUAAACUGUCGCUUAUUCUGCUACUGCUGUUAUCUCUGAAGAUCGACUCCCGCAAGAGUUCGAAAACUCAGAUAAGAAAAGAAAGGGCAACGGUGCUCAACCAUACUUCUUCAUUACGCAUACGAUACAAUCUGGAUCAAUUGGGUAUCAAGCCUAAAGAGGCAUAUUUUCCCGAGGGUACGAAAAUAUCUCAAUGUGCUUAGUCAACUUCGAAUUUAAGCCUUGCUGAAGUUUGAAUAACUGUGGCUCGGUUUUCAGCGUUGAUAUCUCAACUGUUGCAGAGUAUGAUAGUCUGAGUCAGAAGAAGUCAGAUGAAACUGAGGUCGGAUGAAACAACAAAUAUGUAGGGCUUUAACCUACCCAAAUAGAUAGAUUAGGUAUUAUUUCUAGGUAACGGGGUUUUUAGGUGCCAUCUCCCAUUUGUUACCCUGAAUUCUUACUCAGCGGUGGACCAUAGCUUAUCGUUCACAGGUUAUUCUUUGAUGAGUAAUCUGAGUUUGGUGAACCAAGUAAUUGCUUUAGUGAUCGCUUCUUUGUCCCCCUCCCCCAAGAUCGACCUGUCAUAACCCUCCAGUAACUUCGCGUGCAAAUUGGACGUGUGCCUAAAGUAAAUAUUACAAUAGUUUUCUCGUAUAUUCCUAGGUAGGUAAAAGUCAGCUUCAUGAGUAUUAAGUCGUACUUCAAAAUACAUAAUCAUAUAUGUGCAGAGAAAUUAGGCAACAAUAUAUUUUAGAGUAUAUAACACCCAUAAAAUUUAAUUAAUACAAAACCUUACCCCUUUUACAAGUUGAAGGCCUAUCCGACGCUUCCGAUUUCAACGGCAAAGCUGGGCAUGCCAAAAUGCUUUGCGACAAAAUUUUUGACGUUAAUAUGAGGCAGGUGCUGUUUGAUCUGAUCUCCAUGUUUCCCUAUAGCAACGCAUUUAUGGUGGCCAGUUAUGAAGGGACGCACUUCUUAAUGUCGGAUUGAGACCCCUUACUUGAAUCCUCAGCAUUAUUGUCGAGGAAUGCUGCUUUGAUUUGGCCUCGAUCAACUAUCUUGAACGCUAGACUAGGAGUACCGAGUCUUCACCACAAGUUAAUUUAUUUGCAGAUUUUCAAGCAGCUGAGUAAUUUGCGCCUCCUUGUGGAUGAGAGACCGAAAACAGCUGCGAAAGGAGCGGAAAGGGAUUUACAAGGCGACUCUGAGCCCCAGAUGUUCUCCGCGCCUGAGACUGCUGCCAGUCUAAAGCCGUCUGAUAGGUAAGAAUCACCAUUAGCCAGCCUCUUUUUCCUCACUCCCUCUUUUACUUAAUAACCAUUAUUCCAAUUUAUGCGCGUGUAUGUAUCGCUAAACCCCAGCUACGCCGAAGUCGACACUGCCUCCCACGGAUUAGAUAGUCGGUGUGGUAUUGGCAGCAUGUUCAGUUAGCAAGUAGGUGUUGUCUGAUGAUAUAAGACCUGCAGAUCUUGAAGAAGGAGACACGAUCAAGACUACUUCCUGGAACUCGGCACUUCGCUUCUAUUGGCACCUGCAGAUCUCUUCUGAUGCACAUUGUGGACCGUACGUGCAUUUGUGCAUUUGUGUUUUACGAUUCAAAAAAGGCCCCCAUCAUGAAAUAAUCUGCUGUAAUUUCCCUUGGCCCGAUAUCCAAUGCAUUGGUAUUCGGUGCGGGCGCACCUGCGUCCAGACAGUAGUAGUUGCCCAUGCAUCACUUGAAUACACUAUUUCCGAUUAAUAGAAAAACCGUCACUGACCAAGAUUCCAUUCAAAAAGAGAGGCAGCUGACGUUGCAGAUUCUCUUCCUCAAGCAUGACGUAACGCCUCGCCAGCGUACACAGCUGUUUGAGACUGCAACUAUAGGUUCUGUGAGGGCUAUAUCCCUCAUUUCGGUGUCUGCAGUCUUCUCUGAACCCCUGUUUGGUCUGUAAGUUUUGUUAACUAAAGUACUUCCUGUUUCAACCGCUGCGUGCGCAGUCCAUUUUACAUGCGUCAAAUUGGAGAUCCCACCCAGGAUUUCGUCUGACAAAAUCAUUGAUGAAGUACUACUAUCGCUCUGCUUUUGUCCUCCCUCGUGAAUUCCGAUUCGGUAAGUGUCCACUGAGCGGAUUAUGGAGGAUGUGUAACAUAAUCUUUCCAAUAAUGACAGAUGCGACGAUUACGUAACGAAGAUCAUCCUUAUAACUCCCUUUGGGUCAGCCAGACAAAGAAGAUCGCAUUUUCCCCCACAGUGGAAAAAUAGGGUUCUCCUACAAAACUCGUACGACUUCAUUGACUGGCACUAUCAAUCUUCUACCGGAACUCCGUGCUUUCGAGGUAAAACAGAUUAUCAUUCGGCCAGUUAACUCGACCCGCUAAUUCAUCAAAACCAGGGGGCCAACUUAACUAAACCUUCAUAGAUUUUGGCAGAUUUUUGAAAAGUUCAUAUUGAUCCAACUGUGAAAAACCCGGCGUCGCGGUGGAUGGAUGUUUUAGCAGAUUUUGAAUUACGUGAGCCUGUUAGUCAUCUGGUGGAUUCUAGGUGAAUUACUUAGGAAAGCCUGCUUAGCAGUCAACAUACUGUAUCAGAUUUGGUGGAUUCCAGACGUUGUAGUAGGUUGGACGGGUAACUUUACUCAAAUGUAAUUAAACUCGCGUCGGCCGACGAAGCCUCGUGGCUCAGGCGGUUAGGACGUUGGCUGUACUAAAGCCUUCCCCUUACUGCGUGGGUUCGAACCCCACCGAGGAGCUGAGUUUUUCAAAGUUGUUCAAUAUGAACUAGAGAGAGAGAGAGAGUAAGGCUUUAUUUUGAAAAUAACUUUCAAAACUUUCAGCAAAAACGGUUCUCCAGUACACAGUGAUUACCAUAGAGAUUAACAGGUAUUGGACAGGUCGACAUAAUUAUGAAUGAAGGAAAAAGGACUUUAAGGUGCAAGAUCGAGUUUUAGUUUUUGUUUUUCAACAUCUUUGCAGGUGAGAUACCGGGCUAGAAAUGGCAGUAUGGAAUUCCGAUAGGCCGAAGUGCGGCAAGGGAUGUGGCGGAAGCAUCGACGCAUGGGGCGUAAGGAUUUUGCAUCCAUUAACUCAUUAUGAAGGGGAUGGACGGGGUCAUUCAGAAUUCGGUCAGCGAAUUGCUCCACCGAGUUGAAGUGCCGCUGCAUGAUGAUAUCAACUAAAAUAUGAUAAGAAACACCAGCAGCAGAGGCGAGCAUUCGAAUGACACGUUUAAAAAUAAUUAGAUCUUUUUUAAGUAAAGCUGGAAAAAUAGCUGGAGAACAAUAAAGAAUGAGUGGAAGAAUACAGCCAUCUAUGAAUCGCCAGAUUAAGGACUGGGGUGUGUGAUAUGAACGUAGACGACGAAUGUAAUAAACAAGUUUUUGAAUUUUUGUUAAAAGGGUUUUCAGAUGAAGAGAAAAAGAGAGAUUUGAGGAUAAAGUAACACCUAGGUACCGGAAAGAAGAUACCUAAUUGGGAAGAAUAUCCAAAGGAUCAGGAAUGGGAGAGGGUCGCAAUCGAAACACACACUGUACUGAUUUCUGAUUGUUGAGUAGGAGUCCAUUAUUCGAAGUCCAUGCGGAGACGUGAUCUAAGCCAUCCUUUAAAGACUGCAAAUGAGUCAGGUUUUUGAGUGGGUGGCCUACGACCAUGUCAUCGGCAUACUUAUCAUACAGGCAAGCGUUUGGCGAUCUCAAAUCAUCAGUAUGUAGGGAGAAAAGAUGAGGGGAUAAGAUGGAACCUUGUAGAACUCCACAAUUAUUUGGAAGAAUAGAAGAUUUUCUCUUUCCCGACUGGACAAACUGAGUGUGGGAGGAAAAAUAAUCUCUAAGCCAAGAGACAACCCAGCUCGGAGUGUCGCACGCAGCUGCUUUGGUCAGGAGGAGUUGGCGCGAAAUGGUGUUGAAGGCGGAUGAGUAGUCGAGAAAAGCACAUGCAUAUGCACGGCAUCCCUUGUCUAAGUCUCUCAAAGCGGAAUGGACAACUAAAGCAACAACAUCGAAGGUGCUACGCUUUGCCUUGUAUGCAAAUUGUAGAGGAUCAGAAAAAUUGACGGAGGAGUACUUAAGGGAAUCUAAUGCAACUCGUUCAGUAAGUUUCAGGAGUACAGAAGAGCAGGCAAUAGGACGGAAAGAUUUAGGAGCAAAAGUUAAAGAUUUUUUAGGGAUUGGAGUAAUUCUUACUGUACGCCAGGCGUCAGGAAUCUUGGAUUCUAUGAAGGAUAGAUUAAUAAGGUGGGUCAAGACGGGAGCUAUCUGCGAACAGCAAGACUUAAGGAGAAAAGGAGAGACACCAUCCCGCCCAGCCGCCGUUGACCCACGAAUCUUUUUGAGAUGGUGUUCCACUGUUGUCUUGAAAAAAAAACUAUAUGUAGUAUGAGUUUGCGGCAAAUUUGUAUAAUUCAUUUCACCCAGUUGCGAAAAUGGCGGCGGCCUUGCCGGGAUUGGAGCCUACGAAAGGAAGGACAAAGUGUGAAUGCAGCCAAUGUCGAAAACACGUAAUACUCAUUAUAAUUGCAUUACUGGUGACAACAGGACAACUUGUGAAGACCCUUGAGCGAAAAUCAAGCAGAGUGAACGCAAACACGGUUAUUUGACAAGGUCUUGGUGAAUACUAUCCGUAAUGUGCACGUAUCAGCCGAAAAAAUUAUGCAUUCCAGAUCCCAUAAACACCAUUAAAUUCACUCAGUUGACCGCUUUUCUAAUUUCGUUUAUUACUGAUAGGCACUACAGUGGAAUCCUUUUCAUAAUGUUUCUAAAAUAGGCAGUUAACUUUUCCAGAAAUUUCUCCACAUGGCUCUUCCCUCGCAGUUAGCUUUCAUGCAGGAAAUCACUUCUGGGCGGUCGCCUAAAACAUCUGAAAUUUGUCCUCAUAAUUUAAUUGUAGCCACUGGACCUUCUAACCCAACUUUGCAAAAACGGUUUCACUCCGUCUAUUUUGCAACAAGCAAUCUAACUUCUCCUUCACUCAGGUCGUAAUACAUUUUUUUGAUUUCCAAUGUCUCUGACAGUUGCCGGUCGCCGGCAAUUUCUGAUUUCCAGGAACAACAAAAGGGGUAGCUAUGCCAUGACGGCUGUCUCUGAGUCAAACGAUGAUGACGACGGAAAUGGCGAAAUGCUGACCGCGUGUGUAAAAAUAAAUGCCGGAGCUCCCCUGCCAGCACCAGCCCCGCCUAGCCCCGCCUGGCCCCCUCAAUAAUGGCGGGGCUGGAGGGGGCUAUGAGGGGGCUAGGCGGGGCUGUGGAGGGGGCUGUGGCGGGGCAUGCAACGCGAUAGCCCCGCCUAGCCCCGCCAGCGAAAAAAAAUGCGCAGGGGACGUCACAUCCCAGCCCACUUUUGGCACCGCUUUAAAAUAUCGUCCCCAUUGUCAAAUAUACGAAUUAAUAACACACACAGAUUGUAAACCGGUGGACAAAUAAGAGUUUAAGCAAUGAGGGACUUAAACAAAACCUCAAUAUAUUGUGCUCAUCCUCAGCUACAUUCAGUGGACGUAAACGGAUGCUUUCUCCAUGGUUUAUAAGCCAAUUUUGAUAAAUUAGCUCCUUUUAAUUCCAAAGAAGGUACAAUAAGUGGUGCUUUUGGAACAUAUCUUUCGAUGCAAAUACGCUUCAAAAGGUUUCAAUCCAGAGGGGGCUCUGGCCCCGCCCAGCCCCCUCCAGCCCCGCCUAUGAAGGGGCAAUGUGCUGGCAGGGUCUCUACCAAACAGGCUUCUCGACCAAAAACGAAAUAUUGUCAUUAAAGGAGCUCCUCAGGCCACUUCUUUGAUUGCAAAAGAAAGGAUCGAACACGAUCUCAACCUCUUUCGAACAUAUUCAAAUUCCGUCCUACAGGACGGCGAAUUUGUCACCAUGCACAAAGCUUUCCAUCUUGGAAACGCAAAUGCGUUGCGUUGACUACCAAAGACUCUCAAAAUCAUUCUUGCAAAUGAAGCCCAGGCUUGCCAUCUUCUAAAAGGGAAGAUGGCUCUUCGUCAUUCGCAAAAGGUGUUUUUUCAGUCGGAUUACAAACCGACAGAAAGACACAAGAGAGAACUGAAAAAGAGGGCAGAAGAGGGUUAGAAGGGGUUGAAAAUAAAGGAAGGCAAGAUAAUACAGAUCAGGCGAUCGUUCCUGCGGCUAACUCCCUUUGUAAUCAGGUCCGGUUCCCUCCGAGAAGACGGACACUAAAGGUGCUGUAGUCAAAUGUGCAGAGCCUGGUUAACACGAUGGAUGAAAUCGGGACUCUGAUCCACCAGCACACGCCAUAUAUCAUCGCCUUGACAAAAACAUGGCUUUCUGAAACUAUUGAAGAUCAUGAAGUAUCCCUCAGAGGCUACCAACUGUUUAGAAGAGACAGGAAAAGCCGAGUUGGAAGGUUCGCUGUCUAUGUUAGCUACAACCUGACCGCGGUCCCUGAGCAAAAUCCAAGAACAGCGAAAGUGGACUUCUUAUAUCUAACUAUCUUCAUUAAAUACGCCCAGCCGCUGGCGCUGAUAGUUGUAUAUCGUUCCCCAAAUCAGAUUGCCGAACAUGAUAGCCUUUCCUUAAGAGAACUGAACAAGACCUGUUCUAACAGAGACGUCCUUGUUGUCGGGGAUUUUAACCCCCCCAAUAUCGACUGGCAAGCCUGGACGGUUUCGGCUCCAUCGGACACAUUCGGACAACACUUGCUUGAGUUGGCAGUAGAAAAACUACUUUUCCAAAAUGUAACUUUCGAAACACGUGUUAGGGAAGGGCAACGUUCAAAGUGCCUCGACCUGGCGCUCACUCAAGAUGAGGAGAGUGAGCUGGAUAUACAAGAUGUCCCGCCAAUUGGUGCUAGUGAUCAUAUUGUGAUACUCUUCGAGUAUUCCAUGUUCUCCCAACCUGAGUCACCUGAACAAUUACAGACAAAUAUCUGGAAGGAGGAUUUUUCCAUCAUGCGAACGCAAGUUAUUGCAAUACUGUGGACAACCAAAUUGCAGGGAACAGUGAUCGAGAACUGGAGCACGUUCACUGAUCAAAAUAAUCGUUAAUCUAAACUGUCCACUUUGACGAAAGAAAACAGGCAACCGUCCUCCGUGGAUAAAUCGGGAACUGAAAACCGCGUUUAAGAGUGUAAAUAAAUUGUGUAGACUUUAUCGAAAAAUAGAGAGUCCUGAACACUUGAAGGAAUACAAGCGACAGCGAAAUGUGUGUAAACGCGAGGCUAGUUGACUUCGAAGGAACUAUGAGCUAUGCAUAUUACAAAACUCUUUGGAGCAUCCUAAAAUCCGCUAUGGUUACACACGUAAUGGCAAGAGCAAUCGUGACCCGAUUCCAGCGCCGAGGUCCCAAAACGGAGUUAUUGAGACGGAUGAUCACAUGAAAGCAUCAGCCUUCUUCAGUUUCUUCCAGUCGGUAUUCACUCAUGACACAAAUCCUUCUCCUGUGCCUUACCUUGACCAACGACAAAAUCCUUCCUCUCUUGCAUUGGAUGACAAUAUUUACAUCCCGCCCACGUUGAUAAGGAUCGAACUACGCGGGCUGAAGCCUGCCAAAUCACCUAGUCCAACUAGAAUUCAUCCACUUGCCUUUCGAGAAUUAACUGACGUACUGUGUGAGCCGGUGUCCAUGAUAUUUUAGAAGUCCUUGGAAGACGGCGAACUGCCGGAGGAAUGGAAAACGGCCCAUAUCUCACUAAUCUAUAAAGGAGUAUACCAGGCUGGAACCCGAAAAUUACCGUCCUAUUAGUUUAACCUACAUUUUGCACAAGAUCAUGGGACGGCUUAUUAAGUGACAUUUAAUGACGUAUCUGGAACAGAGGGACCUAUUGUGUGCUGCUCAGCACGGAUUUCGUUGUGGUCACUCACGUCUUACAAGCGGUAUUCACUUGCAGGAAAAAAUGGACAAAAGCAAUAAACCAGGGCCGUCCAGUUGAUGUCAUCUUCUUUGACUUUAAGAAUACGUUUGAUAGAAUUCCUCAUGGACGACUCCCACAGAGCAUUUGGGAGCGCGGAAUACGGGGCAACACUUCUAAGUGGAUUAAAAGUUUCCUGUCAUGCAGGCUCCAAAAAGUCAUCGUUGGAACCACUGCAUCCGAAUGGGUGCCAGUAAAAAGCGGCGUUCCACAGGGUUCAGUCUUGGGUCCUCUCCUAUUCCUCAUCUAUAUAAACGACUGUUCUGUAGAUCUUGAAUACGAUGGUAUCAUGUUUGCAGAUGAUAUAAAGAUCUGGAAAACAAUCAGCUGUCUUGACGACUCGCAGAAACUACAGGAAGAUGUUAAUAAGUUGGCUGCAUGGUCCAGCAAAAGGCUUCUAGCGUUUAAUGUAUCUAAAUUUGAAGUCUUGCGCUUAGAAUCUGGUCGGAGGUGCUUCCCAAAACACUAGUACACCAUAAAUGGGGUUCCAUUAAAAGAAGUUGACACGCACAAAGACUUAGGUGUUUGGACAAGUUCAAACUUGCUGCCCUCCGAUCACUGCAGAGGGGUUGCCCAAAAGGCAACCAGCAUCAUGCACUGGAUUAGGCCUGCCUUCACAAUCAUUCCUCCCGAACUUUUCUCACAGACAUUCGGCACGUUCAUCAGACCGCAUUUGGAAUACGGAAUACGGAAUAUGGGUACCCUGGAUGAAGAAAAACAGUGAUGCAAUAUAGUAGGUGCAAAGACGGCCCACAAAACUGGUGGACGGUCUAAGGACUCUGUCAUACCCAGAAAGACUGAUCCAACAAAACUUGUUCCCCCUAUCCUAUAGACGAAUGGGGUGUGACCUGUUAUGGACAUUCUGCAUUAUCCACGGGCAUGCAUGUUCGCUCAAAUCAUAAGACUUUUUUGACUUCACGACCAUCAGUCGCCUGCGCGGUCAUCCGUACAAAGUCAAGCGGGAUCGUACACGCCCAUAACAUCGGACGUUUUCCUUCAGCCAGCGUGUUGUUCGACCGUGGAACUCACUCCCAAGUGAAAUAGUGACGUCUGAUACAAUGGCUGUGUUCAAAAGGCAGCUGGAUCGUUUGAAUUUUGAUAAACGACGUCUCUGACUGGAGGACUAUCUGCGGCCAGCCAUAAAUUUUAUUUCCUGAUUUCAUCCCUACGUAACGCGUCCCUAACGUUUCAUGAAACUUUCCCUCGCAAGCUAUGCAAAUUACAGAAUUUUGUGCUGAUUGCUUAUAACUGCACUUAAAAUUUCAUAUGUAAAUUGAAAAGACCGCCUGCCGCACACUUUGCAGUUCCACACUGCUAAACGGUUUUCCUUUAACAAACAUGUUCCUGGAAAAGUUUUAGUAAGGUGUGCAUUUAACAUUUAUAUUGCAUGCACCGUUUUCAGUAGGGUCAUCAAGGGCAUUAUCUAUUACCCUAAAUAUACUGCUAUACUACUACUAUACACUGCGACCGACAGCAGAUGCAGGCCAACUCUUUUCUAUGGAACACAUCAUAUGUAGUGUUCGGAUCAAUGUCAAAAAGUGCUAUGUACCUGAUGGUGAGGAAAAUAUAUCAGAAAAGUGAGUUUGCAAGCAGUCAGACUUAUACUAACGACAGUUGUUCUGCGUAGCUAUCGCCCCCAAUUUAGUCGUCCUCUAGUCUUAGCCAGAGCUACCCACAGUCUCAGUAAUGACACGGCAUUGGAGCUAGUUAUAAGUUUUUACGAAUGUCUCUGGAUUCAUUAUAGGCGAUACGGGACAGAAACUUAACCUGGAGUUCCUCACUUCGAGGCCCCAACUCCACCCUAUUAAGCAGAAGUUUCAUACCCCAACUGAACCCAUUUAGCGAGGAUAACAGCAGCAGCAGCAACAACAGGAAGGGCAGCAUCAAGAACAGCAAAAACAAUGAGCUGUCGAUGAGUCGCAAAAAGUGAAGAUUAAGAUCAUCAUCUAAAACCUACAGACUAAAUUUGCGCUCGUCUGAGCAGAACGGAUAUGUUUACAUAGCUCGGCAAGGGUAUAGUAUGUAACACAUUGGAGAAGACCGCAGUUACCCAUAACCCUAACACUAACCAUGGGCAUGCGUUAAACGUGAAGUCACUAGCCCUAAAAGCGUUACCCUAGCCUAAACCCCAAAUCCAAACAGCAGCCCAAGCCUGGCAAUUCUAGCUCAGAGGACAACCUACCUAACUCAAACCCUAUCUUGAGCUCAAAUCGGACAUCUCUAAUGUAGAUACCGCUAUUGGAGCUCAAGAUUCACUUCUUGCAUAACCCUAUCGCAAGCUACUACCAAACAAGCCGUUAAAACGCGCAACUAACUAAGAUAAGAAGGUAGGCAUUUGGCGUACCACCUGGGAGGGGGUUGCAUACCCUACCCUUGCCAUGAUGUGAAGUGUCAUUCACCCGAAGAGUCCCAAGUUAGCUCAGUAAGAUGAGUUUCUAGGUAGUUGUCCUGUUAGCUUUUCCAAUGCUUCUCUGACACUAAGAGUGGUGCCGGUUACGUCAUAAAAAGGCCUACAGAGUUCGACGUAGGUGAGACUGAAUUUUGUUUCCAAACAAACGAGACAUGUAAUUUUAUAAGCGAAAGUUAAGGCGCCAUACUCACUUAUUCAGAUGGAGAAAAGGCUUACAUUUGGAUUCCGCAGUAAAGUAUAUACGAACUUUAUGGGCCCCAAGUCAUUAAUGGCGAUUGUGUGGGCUUAGAAAAUAGAAAGCUAGCCGGACUUCUUACGCAUUAAGAAAAGAGGUAAAUGGACGGGUAAUUUUACCUCUGCGCAAGUCUCCAGGGUAGAAGAGAAGCAGCUACACCACUGCCGGUCUAAACAUUAUUUUAAGCGUUAUAAGGAAUAAAAUCUUUCAUUGAGCGUCGUCAGGGUGUACGUUUUAGGUUUCAAAUAUCAUUGUUCAGUAUGAGGCUAGCAUUCGUACCAGCCAAUAGGGCAUCUGUAACCAAUGAUUUGUCGCCUUUACCAGACAUACCAGUAUUGGCGCAAUGUUUGCCUUCAAGCGACGCACCGUCGUGAUUUGACUGUACGGCCGUUCACUACUCGCCUGAGCCGGACAAAUGUCAGCUUUGAAUGCUGUAAAAUCUCACGCAAUAUACAUGAGGCAGGUAGUGUUCAUUUCAAGCAGAAAACGUAAACUCCUUGUUAUGCCAGACUUUUCAUUUUCUCAAAAUAUCAAACUUACACGGAAGACAGUCAUGCACAAAUUACAGCGUCAUCAUGACUGUAUAACUACCUGGACGUUGUGGGAACGCGUUCCUGCUCGAAAUGUUUACCUCCUAACCGAUUGGCUUCAGAAGAAGUGCCUUUUAUUUGUUUCCUUCAUAGAUCAAACUGAACUUUGAAUCGGAGAAUCAAGCAGGAUACAUCAUGCACAACAACACCAAUUCAGAUGCAGCAGCGUCCCUGCUCGAAUGCUCAGCACAUAACCGAUUGGCAGCAGAUAAAAUGCUCUUUUGUUUGUUUCUUUUACAGGACCGAACCGAACUUUGACUUAGUGAAUCAACUCGAUACCACGAAUCCCGAAGCAUCAAGCACAACAAAACCGAUUCAGCAGCAACAACAGCAAAACCAACAACAACAACUGGAAACAAAACAGAAGACCCAACAACUGCAAGACCCAAAGAAGGAAGAAAAACGAAAACGGAAGAAACAGGAGCGAGAAAACUUAAAAAAACAUUGGGCUAUCGGUAAAUCACAGAACGCUCUUGAAUUAUACUUUGAUGGCGUGAAGCCUAAAAUCACCAAAGAACACUUGUUGGCCCACUUCGCGUGUUUCGGGCAAGUGCUCGACGUGUAUAUGUUAAUGGAUUACUCGGGCAAGAAUCACCGUGGAUGGAGCUACAUUACACUUCUACCGGCAGGGGAUCCGAACCAAAUCCUUAAGACGGAGCAUGCUAUAAAUGGAGUGAAGAUUAAUCUCAGGAGGUGUUAUCAAUUUUGCGAUGGAAAAAUGAGACCUAUGAAGUGAGUUUUCCCUCAUGCCUUUCUAAUACUUUAAGGUCCACAACGGAGUGACUUGCAUGGGGGAUCAUUUCGAACGUUUUCAGGCAUCCAAAGUCUAUGUUAUCUUGACCUGAGAAGUUCCCACCGCGGAUAGUCUACUUACGCAAAUCACUAUAAGACAACUUUUAAAUUUCAGUCACUUGAUGGAACUUUAACAACAGCUGCAGCAUCGAAGCGACAAGAAUGUACUAAGAGCACCACGAUUAUCAGACCAAAACUCACCCUGGCUGCCGGUGAAGCUAGAGCCGCUGUUGCUUGCGUCCAGUCGUCCUUGAGAUCUAGUGAGAUUACAGUGACAGCCUCCUUUUGUAGGCUUGUGUGCCAGUCUGAAAUUGUGUCCAUUUGGUGUGUUUCGAUUUGUCGAGGGGUAGCAUUUAAGUGGCUUAUGUUGUGGCUGCAGUUGUGCAGCGGCGGGCAUGGACAACUCCGAUUCUGGACGCACGCACGUCCUAGUUGAAGUCGGUCGAGUUGCUGCAGGUAAGCGCGUCUGGAACCACUGGCCGCGACGGCGAACCGCACGGAGGAUUUUUAACUGCGAGCAUUCCUCCACUGGUUCAAGAUGAUUCCACAUAUAUGUAAAUUGACUUAUGCGAAGGGGGAAACAGAGCCUCACUUAGAUAAUGGCAGAUUAAAUAGUCUGACCAGUAGUUGUGGACCUAUUUCUCCUCCUUUGGCGAAGUGCACGACGUGCCUCUGUUAAUACAAUACGCCGUGGCUAUUGCGAUUCUAUGGACAGGGGAUCCGACAGAACCCGUCAGGUCGGAACACCUUAUACAAGGAGCUAAGGCUGAUAUUAAUGAGCUGUAUUUACUCCGCGAUGUAAAACGGAAAUCAGUGAGAUGAGUUUCCAAGGUGCUAAAUGGGUUCUCGUUGUGAUUGCAAUGCCGUAGAGUCUUUACCUUUCGAUAAAGCACCCUCUUGUCGAGUCUGUCUUGUUGUUUUGAUAACUUAUGCCUUCUGCCUCCAGUAGCCUUAGAGAUAAGACAGAAUUCAUGUUAGUCAUCACUCAAAUGCUAGCAUCGGCAGUUAUUGUUUUUUGUCCUAUCCGUAAUGACUUUAGAACCGCUGGAGACAAUGAUAAUCAGAACGUAAAUGUGGAACCGCUGCCUUUGAAAGGCCAAGUCAAAGCUGUGAGGUCGAAGGCUCCAAUGCCAACCGAACCCGUUACUCAACCGCAAAAACUGCCGGAGCAGCAAAGGGAUUUACGAAAACAUCAAGCUGCGGACAAAUCACAGAAAUCUCUCAAAUUAUUUUUUGAUGGUUUAAAGUUACAAAUAACCCUACAAGAACUGAAAGCUCAUUUUGCGCAUUUUGGGGAGGUUUUGGAUGUGACAAUGUUUAUGAAUCCUGUAACAAACAGACAGAACGGAAAUGGCUACAUUACGCUGCGACCGAUAGCAGAUCGAAGACAAAUCCUUGACACGGAACAUUUUAUACAGGGUUCUCGGAUAAAUGUUAGAAGUGCAAAAUGA
Molecule: messenger RNA, 21667 nt
Organism: Spirometra erinaceieuropaei
Lineage: Eukaryota; Metazoa; Platyhelminthes; Cestoda; Diphyllobothriidea; Diphyllobothriidae
Source: the annotation of a GenBank genome assembly